AUUUCCGUCAUCGGAAUCACCGAUAACGUUUCGUAGGUGACAUGUUCUGACUACCGAGGAAUCCAUCCUCUCGGUUGCAAGGACCCGGAAGCUUCGUUUUCCCGCUGGGAGAGACAUGAAAUCACCUUACGGCUGAAACCGAAGAGGCACGAUGAGUUCGACGGGACCGCUUGGUUUGCUCUGCCUUUAUUUGACUUUCCAAGCUGGGUCGAGUCUGACUUUCAAAAACAACAUACGUACCCGGCAGGAAUGGGUGUUCCUGGGUCGUUUCUGUUUCCUAUCGCUGCAAGGACAUUUCAAGUACAACAUCAGUUUUCCAAAGGAGUACGGCCCUGUCGAGCUGCUACUUUAUUACGACGCGCCCAACCUCUGGGAGACUGUGUACCGCUCUAAUCUCACUUGCAUCGAGCGCAUAAAGCCACUGGACAAGAAUCGCAAUCAGGUGAUCGUGCUGAAUCAAAACGAAGCCGACUGCUCGCUCAUCGACGAGCCCACGCCCAGAGUGCAAUGUGUCGGAGACAUAGGAUUCAAGACAGCCAGACCUCGCUGGUGGUACAUCGCUGCAGCUAACUGCCGGAAUCGAAGAACAAAUUAUACUGGCAUGGUUCUCCGCUACAGACUCGAUACUCUGAACGCCAAUAUCAGCGAGUGGUGGUUCCGCCACUUCUCCGCUGAUCAAUUCUAUAUACUCCACACCGACAUCGCCUUCCUGGUGAUGUACCUCAUUCUUUGCGUGCUCGCCAUCUACACAGCGAAUAAACUCCACGGUCGGAACCUGCUGCACAAAACAUACAAACUGUACAUGGUGUCACUGAGUUUCCAAUUAUCUCAUCUCGUCAUGAUCAUCUGUUACUACUGCAUCAUUGCUGAUUCUGGCCAGGACCGAACCGGUAUAAAGCUUCUGGCGAACAUCUUCACAACGAUUUCGACGCUGUCCCUGCAGCUUAUGUUGCUCCUGAUAGGCAAAGGUUACACGGUAACUCGCGCGCGCCUCAAAUACAAAACCACGGUGAAGAUCCACGCGCUCAUGGCUUCCUACACGGUCCUCUACGUGAGCCUUCUGAUGUAUGAGCAAUACGUUUUCGACCCGGGCUACGUCCUCUACCUGUAUGAGUCGCCCGCCGGAUACGCGAUCAUUGUCCUGAGAAUUCUGUCGUGGGCCUGGUUCGUUUACGCCGUCAUUUUCACGCUGUACAAAUAUCCGGAGAAGCUCUCCUUCUAUACGCAGCUAGUGGUAAUUUUCACAACAUGGUUCGUAUCCAUGCCGAUCUUGGUGCUGAUUGCGACUUUUGCGAUACCGAAUUGGUUCCGCGAAAGGAGCGUUGCGUUCGUCGAAGAGCUCAUCAUGGCAUUCGCUCAUAUUGCUUUCCUCCAUAUGGUUUGGCCGUCUCGAAAGAACAACUACUUCCCGUUCCAUGUUCGAGCGAAUAAAAUCGUGCCACGGGGAGAAAAUCCCAGCUACCCUCAUCACGCAUAUGCACCCACCUCUGACAACAACAAUUUCUCAAAUGCUAACACGAUCGAGGCCUUGAAAGAGGCCUACAAAGAAAUGACUGCUGUUUCUUCGUGAAGCGACGACUGCCGGGCUACUCGAAGAUGACUCACGCGUUACCUACUUUCCAAUCUAGAGGCGGCUAUCGGAGGAAACGGAAACUGAGGCUCCACGGAGCUCUCAAUCGACCCUCUGACUUCUCCCCUGAAUCCUCCCAGGGUUGUUAUUCUUGCGGAUGUUCCAACUUCAGCAUCGCACAAUGUAUAAAGGAAACUCAAAUCGGGGAAUCGAAUAAAAAGACAUACUCAUUGGCG
Galendromus occidentalis (western predatory mite) is the source of this 1806-nucleotide messenger RNA. Its product is annotated as transmembrane protein 145. Lineage: Eukaryota; Metazoa; Arthropoda; Arachnida; Mesostigmata; Phytoseiidae. The transcript has 9 exons. Gene Ontology annotation, biological process: G protein-coupled receptor signaling pathway; response to pheromone. The coding region runs from base 152 to 1570 and encodes 472 amino acids. The record is from RefSeq and is a predicted model, not a curated record.